Glycine soja is the source of this 2229-nucleotide messenger RNA. RefSeq names its product isochorismate synthase 2, chloroplastic-like. Gene Ontology annotation, molecular function: isochorismate synthase activity. The coding region runs from base 123 to 1820 and encodes 565 amino acids. The transcript is spliced from 15 exons. Gene Ontology annotation, biological process: phylloquinone biosynthetic process. The record is from RefSeq and is a predicted model, not a curated record. Lineage: Eukaryota; Viridiplantae; Streptophyta; Magnoliopsida; Fabales; Fabaceae. Gene Ontology annotation, cellular component: plastid.
UCCUAUCCCCUUCACUUUUGUUUCCACAGUACAAGCCACCAUUUUUUCUUCCUUUUCUUCUCUUUUAAACUCACUCCGUCUCUCUCUCUCUCUCUCAUGCUCCCUCACUCAUAAACUCAUUCAUGGCAAUGGCCACGGUUCACAAGUGGCUCACUCAUUUCUACGACACCAAAAAAUGCAGCAACAUCCUCGUACCUCUUGGUUCCAAGGGACAGCAAUCCAUGUACUUCCUCCACUAUCAUAGACCCCAUCAUAGAUGCUACCUUUCAAUGAACGGUUGCAGAGAGGGACAACACCAACAUGCAAGAACAAGGAACAACCCUGUUGGGACCAUAGAAACCAGAACCUUGGCAGCAGUUGCAUCACCUGCAAUGGCUAUGUACAGCCUCAACAUGGCCAUUUCGGAGCUUAAAUCGGAUGCUCUGUUUGGUACCUCUUCGGGCAUUGUAAGGGUGCAGGUUCCAAUUGAAGAGCAAGUUGAAGCCAUUGAUUGGCUCCAUUCGCAGAACCAUCUUCUGCUUCCUCGCUGCUUCUUCUUUGGAAGGAAACAGUGCAGUAGUCCCUGCUGCAUUAAUGGUGAAGAAAAGUUGGUCAGUGUUGCUGGGGUUGGUUCAGCUGUUUUCUUUUCCCAGCCACAUCCAUUUUCCUACUGGGAUUGGAUAUCUAUAAGAAGGUUUCUUUCUGAGAGAUGCCCUUUAAUCCGUGCAUAUGGAGCUAUCCGUUUCAAUGCAAAAGCUAAGGUGUCAUCAGAGUGGCUGGCUUUUGGUUCUUUCUACUUCAUGAUUCCUCAGGUUGAGUUCAUUGAGCUUGAAGGAGGAUCAAUGCUUACCAUAACUAUUGCCUGGGAUAAUGAUCUUUCUUGGUCAUGGGAAAAUGCGAUCAAUGCACUCCAAGAAACACUUUGCAAAGUUUCUUCUUCCAUUGUGAAGUUUCCAAAACAAACUCCUCCAACCUUAAUAUCAAGCAGCCAGAACAUUCCUAGUAAAGUAGACUGGGAUCUUGCUGUUAAUAGAGCUUUGCAGAUGAUAGGGCAAAAUGAUUCCUUACUAACCAAGGUUGUGCUCGCUCGUAGCACUAGGGUGGUGCCUACUGUUGAUAUUGAUCCUCUUGCAUGGUUAUCUUGCUUAAAGGUUGAAGGUGAAAAUGCUUACCAGUUUUUACUUCAACCACCAAAUGCACCAGCAUUUAUAGGAAACACACCAGAGCAACUAUUUCACAGAAAAUGUCUCCACAUUACUAGUGAGGCUUUGGCUGGAACCCGUGCUAGAGGAGCAUCACAAGCACUAGAUCUUCAAAUCGAACUUGACUUACUUACCAGUCCAAAGGAUGACAUUGAGUUUACUAUAGUGAGAGAAACCAUAAGAAGAAAAUUAGAGGCAGUAUGUGAAAAGGUUGUAAUCAAGCCAGAGAAAAUGAUUAGAAAACUCUCCAGGAUUCAACAUUUAUAUUCUCAAUUAUCUGGCAGGUUAAGAAGUGAAGAAGAUGAGUUUGAAAUUUUGUCAUCUCUUCACCCGAGUCCAGCAGUUUGUGGGUUUCCAACAGAAGAGGCACAACUUUUAAUUGCAGAUGCAGAAGUAUUUGAUCGAGGGAUGUAUGCUGGACCUGUUGGUUGGUUUGGAGGAGGAGAGAGCGAGUUUGCGGUUGGCAUCAGGUCAGCAUUGGUGGAAAAGGAUCUUGGUGCUUUUAUAUAUGCUGGGACAGGGAUAGUGGAAGGAAGCAAUCCUUACUUGGAGUGGGAUGAGCUAGAACUCAAGACAUCUCAGUUCACCAAGUUGCUCAAGCUUGACUUGCUUCGGAGACAAAAAGUAGAUUGUAAAUGAGCUCCAUCAACAGAUACGUUUUGCCACAUGAAGUUUGAGAUUAUGCUAUUUCCUUUGGGUAUCCUACCCUCGUCGUGUCAGCGUGGCAUAUACUGGCUUAAUAAAUUUGGUAAUUAUGAGGAUAUGGUUUGAUUUGUUGGCUCAUUUGAAAAGAUUCAACAAAACUAGUCAAUUUGUAUAUGGGUUAAAUACAAUUUUUUCCCCUAAUACUUGUAUUGUGUUAGGGAUUUACUCUUAUGGUAUAUCAAAAGCAUCAUUAUGUAAAAUUGUAUUUGGGCACACCAUAUGGGUUAAAUCAAGGUGCUUGCGAGUACUUGAAGUACUUCAAUAAGUUAUUUAUCUUUCAUAUCAGAAAAAUUACCCACCGAUGCAGUAUUUUGUUUGAUUAAAGAAAUUCAAAAUACUACCA